Molecule: messenger RNA, 13855 nt
Organism: Haplochromis burtoni (Burton's mouthbrooder)
Lineage: Eukaryota; Metazoa; Chordata; Actinopteri; Cichliformes; Cichlidae
Gene: arfgef3
Product: ARFGEF family member 3
Exons: 42
Coding region: 601-7506 (2301 amino acids)
Biological process (GO): regulation of ARF protein signal transduction
Molecular function (GO): guanyl-nucleotide exchange factor activity
Source: RefSeq, a predicted model, not a curated record
UCCCAUUCCAGUGACUCCAGCGUCGUUGCCGCAGUUUCAAACGUCCCCGCGGGGAGAGCGUGUAAAUACUGUGUUGCCAGGUUGGACAGGAAUCCACCUUAUAGCGGAUGGCGCUCACCGUGCAGAGCUGUGCGCGUGCUCCUGCCAUGCAGGCAGCUUGAUGCGAAGAUAAGAAAAACCGGAUCUGGUUUCCGCGAAGAGCGCAAGUAUCCGCUGGAACGGACUUUCCCAACGCGGCAGCGCGGAGGGAUAAACGAGCCACGGACACGAGCGAAGCGCGUUUGUUCCCUGCGUGUGUCCGCGGCUGGACGGGCAGCAGGCUGACACGACUAUUUGUCGCACGUCAGCUGAUCGGCGCUGCUCUUUCUGAAGGCCGAAGCCUCGGAUUUGGGAAAAUACGCACACGCGCUUCCUCCUUCCACCUUCGCAGGAUCGGCGGCUGGCCUGACAUCAUUGGCUGGCAGUUAGGAAUGAAUCAUCGCCUUCCCCGGGGGGGUUCGGGGAUGCUGUCGCUGUCAUAGCACCCAUAAAAUCCCUCGGACACGCAGACCCACCCUCUGCGCUCUGCUGUUUUAAAGCCGUCUCGUCUUUGAAAUCAGCAUGGAGGAAAUCUUGAGGAAGCUGCAGAAAGACGCGUCCGGCCACAAAUACAAAGGCAUCCGCGAUGCCUGCGUCUACGCCUGCGUAGAAAUGCUUCAGUCUCAGAAUGGAUCAGCAAAGAUUUCCCCUUCACAGCUUCGAGAGCGCUGUCUGCUGCCUCUACAGAUGGCUCUGGAGUCAAAAAACACCAAACUGGGACAGACUGCACUUACUGGCAUGCAGAAACUCCUGUGUGAGGACAGGUUUGUGGGUGGAGCUAGUGUGGAGGUGGAGGCACUGGAGAAACAGCUGCUCAGCCAGGUGUUGGAGGCUAUCAGAGUUACCCCAUCUCUCCAUGAAGACUUGCAGGUGGAAGUUAUGAAAGUCCUGCUCUGUAUCACCUACUCACCAAACUUUGACAUUAAUGGAGACUCCAUCCUCCGGAUUGCUGAGGUGUGCAUCGAGACCUACAUGUCCAGCUGUCACCAGCGCAGCAUCAACACGGCGGUGAGAGCCACGCUGAGCCAGAUAUUGGGAGACCUGACGCUACAGCUCCGCCACAGACAGGAGGGUGCAGAUGGAGACGAGGUGACUGCACCGCCGCUGCAGAGACGAGAUAUUUCUCCCACCAGCCAAGCUCUGUGUGAAGAUGUGGUCACGGUUCUGACCGUUUUCUGUGAAAAGCUGGAGUCAGUGGACAGUGAUAACCAGCUCCUGCAGCUACUCUACCUGGAGUGCAUCCUUUCUAUGCUCAGCAGCUGCCCUCCCACAAUGCACCUCUUCAGAGGUUUCACAGACCUCGUGUGGAAGCAGCUGUGCCCAUCCCUGGUGGCAAUCAUGGGCAAUCCCGUCAAUGACAAAACUAUUGCUUCCCACCACGGCUACUCAGCGGCAUCAGACCGAGACCGCCUCUCAGAGAGACUCAGUUUAGGAAUGGGCCAGGAGGUGGACUCCUCCUGCGGAGGACUGUCCGAUCAGGGCAGAGGUUCUGGCUGCUCCUCUAGCGCCCCUGCCAGGAUUGCACCGGUAGUGCGCACAGUUUGCUACAUUGCAGCAGAGCUGGUGCGUCUGGUGAGCUGCGUCGAGUCGAUGAAACCGGUGCUCCAGUCGCUCUACCACAGGAUCCUCCUCUACCCUCCUCCUCAGCACCGCACCGAGGCCAUCCGCAUCAUGAAGGAGAUUCUGGGCAGCCCCCAGCGGCUGUAUGACCUCGCCGGUCCCUGCAUGGCUGAGCCUGAGACCAGGAAGCGAUCAUUCUCAAAGAGGAAGUCCCACCUGGACCUGCUCAGACUAGUGAUGGAUGGGAUGACAGAGGCUUGUAUGAAAGGAGGCAUCGAGGCGUGUUACUCCUCCGUGUCUUGUGCCUGUGCCCUUCUCAGCGCACUGGAUGAGCUGUCACAGGGCCGUGGCAUCCAGCCUGAGCAGGCUCGGCUUCUCCUCAGACGACUGGACGAUCUGAAAGAUGGAACCGAGUCGACACGUGAGUCCAUGGAGAUCAACGAGGCUGACUUCAGGUGGCAGAGACACAUCCUGUCCUCAGAGCAGCCUCCGUGGGACCCCAGCUCUUCUUCCUCCAAUGUGGCCACCACUGGCACCACUGAGCGUAGCCCCGACAUCAGCAUCAGCAUCACCACGGAAACGGGCCAAACCACCCUGGAUUUAGAGGUGGGAGAGCUCGGCCUCGCUGUGGGCCACACCAGUCCGGAGGAGUGUGGAGAGGACGCUCGUCUCCCUUCGCCUUCUUUCUGUGGCGAUCAGGAGGAAACCAAACACGAGCCGAUCCCCGUGCCCAACCAGGGAGGCCAGAAGGAGGAAGGAGGGGUGCCCAAAGGGGAGGUGGAGGGAAGAGGAGAGAAAGAAAGAGGUGGAGGCGGAGAGAGAGGAGGUGCAGUUCCUCCAGAUGUGGUGCAAAGGAGUCACGCCCUCGUCUACCCCGACAUCACGAACUUCCUGUCUGUGGAAUCCAGGUCUCGGUCGCACCACGGAGGAGGGUCACGAUACAGCGAGAGCAACUUCAGCAUGGAGGAGCAGGACCUGUCACGGACAGAGUUUGACUCGUGCGAUCAGUACUCCAUGGCUGCCGAGAAAGACUCGGGGCGCUCUGACGUCUCCGACAUCGGGUCCGACAACGUGUCGCUGGCCGACGAGGACCAGCAGUUGUCCCGCGACUUCCCAGGUCACCGCUCCCUGCGCACUGCCGCCCUGUCCCUCAAACUGCUCCGCAACCAAGAGGCUGACCAGCAAAGCGCCAGACUGUUCGUGCAGUCUCUGGCUGGACAGCUGCCCCGCCUGCUGGGGAUGUCCACUGCCACGGAGGUGGACAUGUCGCUGCAGAACUUCUCUUCCACCUUCUGCUCUGGACUGCAGGCUGGCGGCAUUCACUCCCCAGGUUUCGAGACAGGCGACACUCUGAGCUGCCAGUCUCUGAUGAACGCAGACGGCCUUUACCUGGUGUCUUACUACGCUCUGCUGCUCAAUCUCAAACUCUGCUGCUGCGGCUACUACAAGCGGCGAACGCUCACGCCCGUCCUCAGCCUGAAGGAGUUUGUGCGUCUGAUCCAGAGCAGCGGCGUCCUCGUGGUUCUGUCUCAGGCCUGGAUCGAGGAGCUUUACCACCAGGUGUUGGAGCGCAACCUGCUGGCUGAGUCUGGGUUCUCGGGUUCUUCAGAGGACCACACACUGCCGCUUAUCACCAUGCUGACAGACAUUGACGGCUUGGGCAGCAGUGCAAUAGGAGGUCAGCUGAUCAGGAGAGCGUCGAGCCACGCGCCACUCGGCUGUGAAAAGCCGUGCAGUGACGCUGUGAUGGCAGGAGCUGUGUUCUCACGCUUCAUCCUCACCGGUGUUUGGAAAAACCUGAUCGAUGUUCUGUCCACACCGCUGACUGGUCGCAUGGCGGGCAGCUCCAAGGGCCUGGCCUUCAUCCUGGGGGCAGAGGGGGUCAAAGAGCAGAGCCAGAGGGAGAGAGACACCAUCUGCCUGAGUUUAGACGGCCUGCGUAAAGCUGCUGCGCUCAGCUGCGCCCUGGGUGUGGCUGCCAACUGUGCUUCAGCUUUAGCCCAGAUGGCUGCAGCCUCCUGUGUGCAGGAAGAGAAGGAGGAGAAGGAGGUGGGGGAGACGGGAGACGCUAUCGCGCAAGUGAAACAGCGUGUUGAGCAGCGUCUGGAGCAGAUCGGCCGUCCUCAGGGAGUUCGCCUUCACACAGCUCAUGUGUUGUGCAUGGACGCCAUCCUGAACGUUGGCCUGGAGAUGGGCAGCCACAACCAUGACUGCUGGCCUCAUGUGUUCAGGGUGACCGAGUACAUCAGCUCACUGGAGCACACCCACUUCAGUGACGGCUCUGCCCAGCCGUCCUCUCUGACCACAAUCACCCAGCAGAGCCAGCAGAUGGCUGGCAUCGACCUCGGGCUGGAGUUGAGCUGCGAACCCAGCCCCGAGGCCUCGGACCUGAGCCUGAGCCAGCCGGUCAUCCAGCCGCUUUCCAUCCAGGAGCUGCUGAAGGAGAGCGGCAGAGGGGGCCGAGGCCUGGACCUGAAGAGCGGCAGCCUGAUGACCGGCACCAGCGCCGCCAAGGCCGUGUGCACGCUGUCAACACAGGCCGACAGGUUAUUUGAAGAAGGGGCCACCAAACUAAACCUGGUUGGUCUGGUUGGUUUCCUGCAGCAGCUCAGAAAAGCUUCUCAGUCUCAGCUGUUUGACUCUCCCACCGAGACUGGAGACUAUUCACUGGCAAUGCCAGGAGAAGCCAAGUCAACGUUGGACCGGCGCAGCGCCCUCCAUCUCUUUCGUCUGGGUGAGGCCAUGCUGCGAAUCGUCCGGAAUAAGAACCGACCCCUUCUCCACAUGAUGAGGGCCUGGAGCGUGGUGGCGCCUCAUCUGGUGGAGGCUGCGUGUCACAAAGAGCGCCACGUAUCCCAGAAGGCCGUUUCCUUUAUCCACGAUGUUCUCACAGAGGUGCUGACGAGCUGGGCGGAGCUUCCACACUUCCACUUUAACGAGGCACUGUUCAGGCCUUUCGAGCACAUCAUGCAGCUGGAGCUCUGCGACGAGGACGUUCAGGACCAGGUAAUAACAUCGAUUGGAGAGCUGGUGGAGAUGUGCUCUCCUCAGAUCCUGUCAGGGUGGAGGCCUCUGUUCAGCGCCCUCAGGACAGUGCACGGUAGCAAGACUGACACCAAAGACUACCUGCUGGGAGAAUACUCCAUGGGGAAGUCUCAGGCGCCGGUGUUCGACGUCUUUGAGGCGUUCAUAAACACAGACAACAUCCAAGUUUUUGCCAACGCUGCCACAGACUACAUCAUGUGUCUCAUGAAGUUUGUCAAAGGAUUAGGAGAGGUGGACUACAAAGAGAUUGGCGACUGCGUUCACGCGUCAGGUUACAGCUCCACAGACCUCUGCCUGCCUGCUCUCGACUACCUCCGCAAAUGCUCGCAGCUGCUGGCAAAGAUUUACAAGAUGCCGUCUAAGCCGGUGUUCCUGGGUGCGCGGCUCGCCAGCCUGCCGAUGAGAUCGCAGGAACGCUCGAUCAGCAGCGAGGACGGCAUGGACUGUGUCCUCCAGGAGUUCGAUGACGACACAGGCCUGAUCCAGGUGUGGAUUUUGUUACUGGAGCAGCUCACUGCAGCCGUGUCAAACUGCCCUCGACAGCACCAGCCUCCAACGCUGGAGCUGCUCUUCACUUUGCUCAGAGAAGUCACCGCAGUGCCAGGUCCAGGGUUUGGCAUCUUCGCUGUCAUCCAGCUGCUGCUUCCUGUGAUGUCACUGUGGCUGCAGCGUAGCCACGGUGACCACUCUUAUUGGGAUGUGGCGGCAGCGAAUUUCAAACACGCAAUCGGCCUAUCCUGCGAGCUGGUGGUGGAGCACGUCAACAGUUUCAUACACUCAGAUAUUGGUUACGAGUCACUGAUCAACCAGAUGCUGAAGGACCUCUUCAAGCUGCUGGUGGCUUGCGUGUCUGAACCUGCAGAGACCAUCUCCAGAGUGGGCUGUUCCUGCAUCAGGUACGUGUUGGUCACAGUGGGUCCAGUGUUCACAGAAGAAAUGUGGAGGUUGGCCUGCUGCGCUCUGCAGGACGCGUUCUCUGCCACGUUAGAGCCGGUCAAGAACCUUCUGGCGUGUUUUCACAGCGGCUCGGACAGCUUUUCUGGAGACGCCUGCGAGGUGAAGGUGGCGGCUCCUUCUCAUUCACCGUCAGCCGAGGCCGAGUACUGGAGGAUCAAAGCUAUGGCCCAGCAGGUCUUUAUGUUGGACACUCAGUGCUCCCCUAAGACACCCAACAACAAGGAAGGCUUUGAGCACGCUCAGUCCUGCGUCCUCAUCAUCGAGCUGCCGUCUGACCAGCAGUCCAAUGGACACGCUCAGAAGAGGAAAAUUGGGAUCCCAUUCAGGACCAUCGUGGUGAGCCUGCUGUCCCACCAGGUUCUGCUCCAAAACCUCUCUGACAUCCUGCUGGAAGAGUUUGUAAAGCAGCCUGAAGGUCACGAAAGGGUCACACCUGUGACCUCUGACCCCAGUAAACCCACGGCAGGCUUCCUGCGCUACAUCUCUAUGACGAAUUUAGCCAUAAUUCUGGAUCUGCUGCUGGACUCGUACAGGACGGCGCGGGACUUUGACACUCGGCCGGGUCUGAAGUACCUGCUGAUGAAGGUGUCGGGUGUUUGUGGAGCAGCCAAUCUUUACCGCCAGUCAGCCAUGAGCUUCAGCCUGUACUUCCAGGCCCUGCUGUGUGCCAUACUGAGCCAGGCAGACAGCAUGACUGCACAGCAGGUAAAGAGGAUCCUGUACGAGGAAGAGGAGGGGAGCUCAGACUCCUCUCAUCCUGGUUCCGCCUCCUCGGAGGAUGAAGACAUAUUUGAAGAAACCGCACAGGUCAGCCCCCCUCGCGGCCGGGAUAAGCGUCACCCGUGGCGAGCUCCAGUCCCUUCACUCAGCGUGCAGCCGGUGGGCAGCGCCGACUGGGCUUGGCUGGUCAAGCGGCUCUACAAGCUGUGCGUGGAUCUGUGCAACAGCUACAUUCAGAUGCACCGCGACCUGGAGAGCAUGCUGGAGGAGACUGCUCUGCUGAGGGGAAGUGCAGGAGGAGACCAUGUGUUCUUCCUGCCUCUCUUCCAGUCCGAGACUUCGACCCCGACCUCAGCAGGCGGGCUUUCAGCGAGGGAGACGCCCUCAGAGGAAGGCGGGUACAGGUGUCAGACGACAGACGUGAGCUCAGCGUCACCGGGGGACACACCGACGCCAAGUCCAGGAUUCAGCUGCACAGGCAGUCUGUCCAGUCAGUUCCGGACUGGAUGCGAACGGAGGGACUCCAACAUAACAAGCAGCUCGGUUGGAGGGAUUCCUGGCAGCGCUGGCCCGGGAAGGAGAAAGGAAUGGUGGGAAAGUGCUGGAAACAAGCUAUACACCAUUGCCACGGACAGAACGAUCAGCAAGCUGAUGAUGGAGUAUAAACGCAGGAAACAUCAGCAGCAGCAGCCGCAGCAAAGCCACGUCAACCUGUUCAUGAAAGAGCAGGGCCGGGCGGCGGCAGGAGGAGGCGGCAUCGGGGAGAGGAGGGGCCCAGUAGAGCCGCAGAGGCCCCCGCAGAGGCCUCAGCAGCUGGUGGACCAGCAGGGGCCCUCUCUGAGGCACUCGGUUAGUGCGGGGCCGGAGGUGCUGAGGCAGGAGAAAAGGCCGCGGUCGGGGUCCACCAUCAGCUCCCACAGCAUCUCGCUGAGAGACUCUGAGGCUCAGAUACAGGCCUGGACCAACAUGGUCCUGACCCUCCUGAACCAGGUCCUCCUACUGUCUGACUCCUCAUUCCUGGCGCUCCAGCCGGCACUCUACCCCUGCCUCAGCCAGCUCUCCUGCCACGUGACCGACGCCCGCGUUCGCCAGGCCCUGCGCGAAUGGCUGGGCCGGGUCGGCAGACUCUAUGACAUCAUUCUGUGAUGUCGCAGCGAUGAAAUGCAAAAGCAGCGGCCGGAGGCUGCAAAGUGUCGGUCAGUGAGGGACAUAAACAGAUGAAAUCAGAAAUGCUGCCGUAGAUUUUAGGAGCUGAUCGAUGGUCCUCGCCAACAUUUUGUUGUCAGGCAGUCAUUAAGUGACAUCAGUAUGAAGGAUUUGUUUCCUGAUGAAGGAUACGGUAUGAGGAAUAAAAAUGUAACAGGCUUCUCUAUAUUAUUUGAAAUGUUUCUCAGUAAAUGUGCCGUCUGUGCUCUUGUUACUCGGUUGAACUGUUUCCUGAACCCUGAACAGUGCAAAGAAACAAACACGGAGCUCUUAAAUGUCAUCUAUGAGUUCUCAGUUUUUGAAGACUGAUUGGCCGAAUCCUAAUUUUGGUCCAGCAUUGUCAUAAAGUCUCAACACGACAAUCACAGAGGCUUUUGAUAAUAUUUCCUCACCCUCGUGCUUCAUUCGUGUCAGUGACUUCCAGGGGUUUUUGACACCCAUGAAGAAGCAGCCAUGUUUACAUUCUUUGCAUUGUUGCAUCUCUUCAUACGCUCGUCUCUAUAACCUCUGUCAUACUCUGUCACCACAUACACGUUGUAUUGCUCCGUAGCGCCACAGGUGGUCCAAACAGCUCUCCCCGGUGCCUGUUUGGAUGCUUUAAUCCUUUUUACAACCUGCUGCAAAUUUACUUCCAGCUCAUUUUUUACUCCCUUUUCCACAAACCCACAUUGUAUCCAGAUGAGAUUAGAUGAUGAGAGAACUGCCUGCUGGCUCUUUGGGAGGGGGCGUGUAGGGAGCUAGAAGACAAAUGGUAGCGAUGUAUUCAGUGACGCCUGCGCUGUUGCUGCAGCAACUCUUACAGAUGGUCUGGUGAUGUCUGGGCACACAAAUCCCAUCUGAUCACUUGCAAAUAACAGCGCAGUCCUAAAGGUCCUAUUUGAGAAACAAAUCUGAUUUGCCUGCUGUCUGAAUAAAGCCCAUGUCUCAGCUCAGCAGGUUUCUGAAAAUCUCCACAGUGCUGAAGACGGGACCAUAAACAAGCCAGUGAAAUCCUGGAGAUCACAAAGGUUCAGCUUAGAACUUUAUUUUUAUCCUGUUUUCCUUCUCAGAGUUCAGAGCGAGUGCUCAUUGAUCCUGAUCACAUGUGGCUCAGAGGUCUGUUUAAGCCUUCUGACAUGAGUAUUAAUUAUUUUAAUCAAAGACGGCGCUCGGUGUGUGUUUUGAUGUUUCAUGCCAGCCGCAUGUUCUUUUUCAUAUCAUCUAUUUAUGCAACUAUUUAUUUGAAAUAUUUACUGUGUUGAUAAUAUUUUUUUGCAUAUAUGUGCUUGGAGCCUAUUGGCUGUGACUGAAGGGGAAACCCUGAGUCUGACCCCACUGUCAGUGUUUCACCCCCCACCCCACAGGGGAAACCUGUAUCCUUAAGCUUUUCCAACAGUGUUGCUAAUAGAGAGCAGGGGUUGGUGACAAAGCUGCUUAAUGAGAGCAUCGUGUUUAACAUCAUCAGUAACUCAUUUUUAAGUGACCAAAGAAUUUCAAUCGCCAAACGGAGGAUUCACAAUGUCUUUUGUAUGGCGGUGCCUUCACCAUGUAACGUGUCUCAGUGUGGUUAUAUAUGUGCGCCGAUAACUUUCAGGUUAAAGUGAAUGUUUUUGUCCUGCAUCUAAAACGAUACAAGAAAAGUUCAAUAAUAAUCAACACCUGUCCUUUCAGCUCCUUACUGUCUAUGAUAUUUAAAUAACAGUCUUAUCAUUAUUACCCUCUUAUCAUCAGUCAUUUCAAAGAAUAAUGCCACAUCUCUCACCUGGAAACCAACAGAUGGAUGAAAGUUUUGCCAUCAGGUGCGUUUAGAUCACGGAGAAAGAAACGUACUCCGAGCACGGAGUCAGCAAACUGAAUGAACGUGCAUUAUCUCACUUUCACUAGUCCAGUUUGCCUCGAUGAGCUGUAACUCUGCUGACCUCCAUUCAUGUGCAUUUCAGGACAGAUUAUGAAUGAAUGAAUGAAUGAAGAGAGUGCUGAACUGACGCUAACUUCAGCGGCUCGGCCCGUAUCGAGGACAGGCGGGUGGGGCGGGGAGGGCGGCAGCAUCUGAUGCUCCUAAGAAGAUUUACUCUCCUUUUUUCACCCACUUUGACUACAGCGGAGACUCUUUCAGUGUUAUUUGCUCUCUCUUCACUUGCUUCCUCACUUUGUCGGUCGCCUCAUUCUCUCCUUUGUGCCAGCUGUCACCUCCUCCCUGGCAGCAAUGCUUCCACUGGAUGUUCCAAAAAAGCAAGCAGUCAGUGCCAAGCUGGGUCCUAAUUUGAUGCUUUAAAGUCAUCAGCUUUUCCUGCUUUAGAAGCCGGAAAAUCUUAAAUCAACAACAGAGUUUUAAAGCUCACUGUCUUUAUUUAAUACAGGCUGGAACCAGUCACUGAGAUCUUAAACGACUGCUGUUUCUGUUGCUUUGCUUUAACAUGUGUUUAAUAUUUAUGUCAUGUGGCUUCAUUAGCUUUUGUUGCCACAGACGAGGCGUCGAGGAACCGGACAACUCUAAAACCAAAGUGAUGCCAAAGAAUUCUUGUUGAAGAACUCAUUUUACAUUUUAUUGAGACGUGAAUUUCUUAACUCCAGGGAGAGAAAAGGGAACAGCUGCUGGGUGUGGUUGUAUACGUUUUGUCCCUCUUAUGGGACAGCCUGUUAGGCUAGUGAUACUGUAGGAGCCACAACCACACGGGCACGCAUACUCUCAACUUUCUAUUCUUACCCCCAGCUACAGGAACUAUAACCCGUCAUCCCCUGUGAAGGAGAUGUUUGUGCCUGUCAGUCGGCCUCUGCUACAGUGAACUCAUCUCUUUAACGUAGGUGAAGCUCAAAGACUAUAAUCCACCCCAGCACGUGGUGCUGCAUUAUUGUGGACAACUAAUGCUACAACCAGACAGACUCUUCCUAUUGGAAUCCUUUUUACCUUAGACUAAAGUUAUACUCUAACAAACAGCCGAGUCCCAAACAGUUGAUUAUGUUCUUUUGGACAUAGUGCUGCUAGUUUCAGUCAUUAUGCAAAUAUAAGAUUAAGGAAACCUGCAGUCAGCUGAGACUGAAGAAGUCACCUGGAUGAGACGAAAUGUCUCUCCCACCAAAAGACGUCCAGAUGAACAGAAUCAGCUUUUUGGGAUUUACUCACCUGGAUGAUUGAGCGUGCAUCAAGACAACCCCCUGGGUGCUUCAUGGUUGAUUUUUGCCACCCUAUCACACACACACAAAACCUCCGCAGAUGAAAAAUGAAGCCAAUGCUGCAGUUCUUCUUCUUCUGAGUCCUUGCAGACUGUGAUUAAAUGGCCCACUUACAGCAGAUGUUUAAAGCCUGCCACAAAAGACUGUCUUGGUCUCUUGUUUGGUUCCCUCCCCGAGAGCUGCUCUGCAUGGGGCGAAGACUUAAACGUUAUUUGGGGAUAAUUAAGGACUCGACCGCUUUGAUGCUGGUUUCACUUCCAGUAAUUGGGAGUCACUGAGCCAGACCUCUCGCCUGUGCUGUUGGUGUCUUUCAAAGAAUUUCCAGUGGAAAAAAAAAAGGAUUUAGCUGUACAGCUUUUAAUCUUAAAAGUCCUGCCAAGAGUCUCCUCCAGUUAAAAAUCUCCCAUCCUCCUUGCCUGUGAGGUGCAGAGUCCACUACAGGUGCACCUUGUUAAUCAAGCACACUAGUGUAUGCACUUCUGCGCUUCUGGCUCCACCUGCACAGAGACUGCUACGAUGCUUGGUUUGAGGCUUCAGAAUGUGAGUUUGCACGUUUUAAAUGAGGUGGCUAAGUCAAAUUUUUUUACACGUAUUGUUGAUGUGAUUGUGUAUUUCUGGACCUCAGCUCAUCCAUGAGAAACAAGAAAACAUUAAACAAAAUUCAGUUUUAUUCUUUGUCUUUAACCCGAGCCCUGCAUCAUGAUGCAGAAUAUCGACAGCAUCGGUUGGAAGGUCGUGCUCUAAUUCCGGCCUCCUUCUUGUGGGGCUGCUACGUUGCAGCAUUAGCAUGUCUCGCCACUCUGUUGUGUCUCAGCUGACUUUGCUGUCCCUCAGCCCCUCCCGGUGUCCCUGACCCGUCCCCAUUUGUCCCUGUUGUUCGAGGGCGAGCAGCAACUGGACAGAUGUUGUGGGCCAUCAGUGUGAUCAGCAAUAGUGAAGGGAAAGGAUUUAGUGGGUGUUAAAGCUGUGACAGUGUUUCCAUCAGCUGAUGUGUCAGCGUCAUGCAACGACACCGCACCAGCAGUUUGUGCUGAUGGCGCCCGUGCUCCUCUAGGUGUUUGCUCUGAUUGGUUCUCUGCUUUCACUUUGCCCACGACAUUAUUUGUAACGCCGAGUCCAGAGAUUAAUCUUUUGUCUGCGUUUUUUACUUUUACAGCCAACGUACAUUUGAAAUGUUGAGCUGAGAUUAAGAGGGCUUGAACCACAGUCGCUGUGGCUGCUGCUCAGUGCAGCUCAUCGCCACAACAAACUUUAUCUGCACUCUAAGCAGAUUUGAUGCUCUUGGGUAAACUCGCUGCUGACAAGAAGCUGCAAAUCUGUCUACGUGUUCCACGAGUCUUUGUUUGAUUCUAAGCUCUUAUUGCUUUCUGAUUCAAGAUACCGACAAGCUCCUUCUUCUCUCCAAUUCCUGGGAAUUUGUAAUAUCGUUUCUACUAUUGAUUUACAGUAAAAUCAACACAUUGGUGACUUUAUUGAGGGAUUACUGAUGGAAGAGGCAGUGCCUUACUGCAUUCACUUUCCAGAGAUCAGAUUGAGACAAAAAAAAAAGAGAAAACAUUGUUUGGAGAACUCAGUAUACGUCUGAGUGAUUUGGCUGACAGUUUAAAGACCGACUCCCUUGUUGGUCUCAGAAAUGUACACAUAUCUAAGGCUUGAGCUUUCAGGGCAUCUGGGUGAUUGACUGAGAGCGUAGGAGUAAAAGCAGCUUUGAUUAUUCUGUCAUUUUGUCUGACACGGAUGGACAAAGUUUCUACGCAACCCAGACAUCUGACACAGUUUCCACAGUGAAAGGUCAUAUGACAGAGGAAGUCAUGAGAACAUACAGAAACAGAAAAAUAUAAAAGAAUAAUCAAAUAAAAGUUCUUAGACGUGUGCUUUGCAGAAAUAUUGUGUCGGUAAAUGUUUGAAUUUGAUUAGUUUUUAAUUUUUGAUGGACAAUCGUGGGAAAAGAUUUGGGUUAUGUGUUGCAUUUUUUUUAAAAAAAAUGCAAAGUCAGGCUUUAUCAGGUUUUUGGGGCCGAGAUGAUGGUAAAGUAAAGAAGACAGCAUAAAUUUGUCUUUAAGUCCCGGCCAUUAGAGCAGAAAUGAGAUUUGUUAUUUUCCUCUGCGUUUGUUUUUAUUUGGUUUCAUUGCUCUGUCCUGGGACCUCCUCACUCUUCUGUGUGCAUAGACAGAAAGCCAGAGUGUCUGUAACAUCAGACUUGAUCAAUCAGGAGGAGCUGGGGUAGAGUGGGUUCCAAAGCAGCUUGCAGAUAUGCAGCAGAUGUGGGUGCAGAUAACACAUUCAACUGACAAAUCUGACACGGUGUGCUAUUUAUGCUGUUUGAGGAGUAAUCAGGAGAUGAUCAGAAGGAAGAAAAACAUAAUUACUGCUCACAAAGACGAAGCCACUAAUAUGGUUUCUGGUGCUUCAUUUAACCAGUCAUUGGCCGUUGAAGUGUGCAGUCUUGCCACUGUGAUAUUUCCUGUGAAAAUGUUUGCAGUUUCUUCUACACUGAUGGAAAAGAGGUUAAACUGAACCAGAUGUUGGCAUCAACAAACUUGAAGCUGUCAGAAAAAGUGGAUCUACUGUGUAAACUUGUGUUGAUCUUAUCAUUUGAAUCUGACAUUAACCAAAUGGUUGGUGUUUGAUUUCAUAUCAUGUGUUCCAGAGACCAGGUGGUCUACAUAUAUUUUCUUUCUCUCAUUGAAGAUCAGUUAUGGCUACUGUCUAUAAAUGCUUACAAAGUAAACAAUCACCACCACAGAAAAUGGUAAAAGGCUUUGUUUGACUGAUGGUACAAAUAUAAAACACAACCUUGGGUGUCCCUGCAGGUGAAGGUGCAGAGUCUUUACGAUGCGACUUCAGGCUCUCUGCUCAUUCACUCAGGUUGUUUUGUCCGUUUGCUUCCUUCACUGACCUCAGAUGCUCUGCUGCCCGACCUGUGAGCGCCGGCUCUGCUAAUGUCGUGACUGUGAUUUCUAAAAGUGCAUUUUUUUCUGCUUUUGAUAUUAAAGAACAGCAGCUGUAAGAUUUUCUCCUGGUGUUUCUAACCUGCUCUGGCUUCUCUCUUCUGUCCCGAGCGCAGCUGUGUAAGUGCUGUAAGUUGUAAAGUGCUUUCUCUGCAGGCUUGUCUGCUCCGUGUUGCAAAUUAAAA